This is a messenger RNA of Bursaphelenchus xylophilus (pine wood nematode), 470 nucleotides long. The record is from the annotation of a GenBank genome assembly. Lineage: Eukaryota; Metazoa; Nematoda; Chromadorea; Rhabditida; Aphelenchoididae.
AUGGAACCUUGUGAACUGCAACUGAGCCGCCGCGCGCUUUUUGCGCUGCUCGAGGGGUUCCGGUAUGGAAAUCUGCCAAUGCCUCAAAUUCCGCUGCAACAACAAGAAGGGCUCCUACUGCCCCCGAUCGUCCCGACCAUUCAACAACAACAACAAGGGGUUCAAGUCCCCCCGAUGUCAGCGUCGGUCCAGCCCCAAAAGCAACAACCAGUCCCGCCACCUCCAUAUGUGCCUGAGGGCUUUGUACUAACGUAAGAACUACACCACUUGAACGUUUUCCCUGACCAUCAACUUUUUUGUUCCAGCGCGACUCCGCCCCUUUUUAUCUUUUCUUUAGGGGUCAUCUUUUUGAAAUUGGCUCCCACUUUUUACAGGGUCAAAGGUCAACUGUUCUGAAAUUGCAUUACACAACUACUCCUCGCAGCAAUUUUUUCAUCUUCGGCUCCGCCUUCUACCGUAAUUUCAAGUAG